UCACUUUCAAAAGAAAAAAAGGCACAAAAUGAGUCAAUCACCUGUUUCCUUGGAAACCACUGCGCCAACGUCUUCCAGCUUGUUUAAACAAAAAACCCACGUACCCAACCCUAACUUAAAUUAAAUAAAUUACAUAAUCUCCUUCCAACUUGAACAGCUUUUGAAUAAAAAAUCCAAAACAAAAAAAAAAUCUUUUUUUCGCUUUUUAACAUACUCAUGGGGACAAGUUGUAAUGGUUGUCGAGUCCUUCGCAAAUGCUGCAACGAAAACUGCACUAUAAGACCUUGCCUCCAAUGGAUUCCUACCGCCCAAUCUCAAUCUAAUGCCACUCUUUUCCUUGCUAAAUUUUAUGGUCGUGCUGGCCUUAUUAAUCUCAUUAAUGCUGGCUCUCAAAAGCUUCGUUCUGAAAUUUUUAAAUCAUUGCUUUACGAAGCAUGUGGCCGUAUAGUGGAUCCGAUUCACGGUUCGAUCGGAUUGAUGUACUCCAAAAAAUGGCAUCUAUGUCAAGCAGCCGUUGACGCAGUUUUAAGUGGUGCUCCGAUUAAUCAAGUUUCUUCUCAAAUAUCGGCUUUAAACUGCUCACCCGCUAAAUACGCAUGUGACAUUCGACACGUGUCAAAGGACAAGAAUACCGAUGAUGGGCUUCGCAAAGUCAAGCCUCGGGGACGGUUUAAGCGGUCGGCUUCAAAACCGAAGCCUAAAGUGGAGAAAGAUGUGUAUGAGUCGGCGUGUAUUCGCGGACUGAGUUUGCGAGUGGAUAGUGGGGAAGGUGACGUCGUGUCGGUGGAGACGGUGGAGGCUUCGUUGGGCGAUGAUAGUGAUUUGGAGUUGGAGCUGACUCUUGGGUUCGAACCAAAGCCAAAGAAAAGAGAACAAUGUCAACGGCUCUGAUGAUGCCACCUGUGGAGGCCAAGUGGAGGUUGGUCGGGGUUCGUGUUAGGUUUUUGUUGUUAGUCCGUUAUAUAAAUAUAAAUAUAAAUAUAAAUAUAAAUAUAAAUAUAAAUAUAAAUAUAUAGCUUUUGAAAGUGUCGAAGAACCGUGUGUCAAGUAAAGGUUAUAAAAGUUGGUCUACAAAUUUUUUU
Durio zibethinus is the source of this 1082-nucleotide messenger RNA. Its product is annotated as LOB domain-containing protein 40-like. Gene Ontology annotation, biological process: regulation of gene expression. The record is from RefSeq and is a predicted model, not a curated record. Lineage: Eukaryota; Viridiplantae; Streptophyta; Magnoliopsida; Malvales; Malvaceae.